CUUUAAUGGGGCUUCGGGACCGCGUCCCACUACUUUUCCUUCUGGGGCUCUGCCGCUGGGUAAAGGGAGCCCGAGUCUCCGCGUCCAUCAGGGUCCUCUUGAUCCACCACGCCUCCUCCGGGAGGCUCCGUGGGGACCCGCGCCACCGUGGGUUGGGUAGGCAGAGGGCCAGAGCGAGUUGCCCACUACUUACCCUGGGAAGGUGGGUCCCGGUGCCGAGCAGGAGCGAGCAGCUACCUCCAGACCACUGCUCAGCUACGCUUUAACUGGCGGCACCGGCCCAGCUCGCGCUCUCGGCUUCUGUAAGGGUCCCGUGGGCCGCUCGGCCGUGUGUGCUUCGGGACUGGAACUCGCGGACUCGUGGAGCGCACAGGCUGCAGACGUGUGGGGUCGCAGCAUCGGCUCAGUGCGCGCACAUGUGCGCUGGGGUGGUACAGCCUCCACUGCUCGGCUCUGCCCUUGAAGGGGCCCGAGCGGCUCGGACCCCGCCCAUCCGCACGAGCCCCACAGACUAUUCAGUGUGGCUCUGAAACUGGGCUGUCUCCAGAGUGGAUGGUCCAACACAAUCUGACCCCAGGGGACUUGAGGGACCUCCGUGUGGAACUUGCUAAAACCAGUGCUGCAACAGAGGACUAUUCAAUUUUGAUGAACAUAAGCUGGAUACUCCGAGCAGAUGCCAGCAUCCGCUUGUUGAAGGCCACCAAGAUCUGUGUGACAGGCAAAAACAACUUCCAGUCAUAUGCCUGUGUGAGGUGCAACUACACGAAGGCCUUCCAGAGUCAGACCAGACCCUCUGGUGGCAAAUGGACAUUCUCCUACGUUGGCUUUCCUGUGGAGCUGAGCACUCUCUAUCUCAUUGGGGCCCAUAAUAUCCCCAAUGCAAAUAUGAAUGAAGACAGCCCUUCUUUGUCUGUGAACUUCACUUCACCAGGCUGCCUAGACCACAUAAUGAAAUACAAAAAAAAGUGUAUCAAGGCAGGAAGCCUGUGGGAUCCCAACAUCACUGCUUGUAAGAAGAAUGAGAAGAUGGUUGAAGUGAAUUUUACAACCAGUUCCCUUGGAAACAGAUACACGGUUCUUAUCCAACAGAGCACCAGAAUUUGGUUUUCUCAAGUGUUUGAGAACAAAACAAAGCGAACUUCGACAGCCAUCCUAGUGACUGAGGAAAGUGAAGGUGCUGUGGUUCAGUUAAUUCCAUAUUUCCCUACCUGUGGCAACGACUGUAUCAGACGCAAAGGGACCGUGGUGCUUUGCCCAAAGAUAGUUGUCCCCUUCCCUCCAGAUAACAAUAGAAGCGUGCUAGGAGGCUGGCUGCCUUUGCUUCUCUCGUUGCUGCUAGUGGCCACCAUGGUGCUGGUGUUUGGGAUCUACCUAAUGUGGAGGCAUGAAAAGAUCAAGAACACUUCCCUUCCUACUACAAGUCUACUGCCCCUCAUUAAAGUUCUGGUGGUCCACCCAUCUGAAAUAUGUUUCCAUCACACAGUUUGUUACUUCACUGAAUUUCUUCAAAAUAACUGCAGAAGUGAGGUGAUCCUUGAAAAAUGGCAGAAAAAGAAAAUAGCCGAGAUGGGUCCAGUUCAGUGGCUUACCACUCAGAAGAAAGCAGCAGAUAAAGUAAUCUUCCUUCUUUCCAAUGAUGCCAAUACCAUGUGCGACGAUACCUGUGGCCACAACGAGGGCAGCCCCAGUGAGAACUCUCAAGACCUGUUCCCCCUGGCCUUUAAUCUUUUCUGCAGUGAUCUGAGCAGCCAGACUCAUCUACACAAAUACAUAGUGGUCUGCUUCAGAGGGGCUGAUCCCAAAGACAACUACAGUGCCCUCCAUGUCUGCCCCAAGUUCCACCUCAUGAAGGAUGCCGCGGCUCUCCAAACACAACUUCUCUGUGCUACACAGCACAUGUCAGUGGGGAAAUGGUCACAAGUCUGCCACAGCAGCUGCUCCCCCUUGUAGCCCACCCAAGAGAAGAGCAAGACCACAAAGCCUUCCUACCCAACCAGUUUUGGAGAGAGCUCUGUGAUGACCCUGAAAUUUACUACCCAGGCUACUGAUAGGGAAGGCUAUAUAUAGACUUGCUUUAGAACCAGAAUAGAGAGAAUCAAAACUGAACAUACAGAUCAUAGAUUAGUCAUUUAAAAAUGUUAUGCUCGUUUGGGGUUUUAGCUCAGUGGUAGAGAGCUUGCCUCACACACAUGAGGCACUAGGUUUCAUCCUCAGCACCACAUAAAAAUAAAUCAAUAAAAUAAAGGUAUUGUGUCCAUCUACAACUAAAAAAAUAAAACAAAUGUUAUGCUGAUAAAAUUUUUACAAAUGCCACUAUUAGAACAUCAAUGAACUGAGACUAAAUUUAUAAUUAAAGCCAAGUCAAUUGUAUACCAUCAAAUCAAGGAUAGUUAUAACUGAAAAUUAUAAUCAUUCUGAUAAUACUGUGCUUAAGCCAUCUUCCAACCAGAAGUCCAAUCUUGAAUAACCCAUGCCUUGAACUGUUGGUAGAAGUGUUUAGUUCUGUAACAUUCUAGGUUCAAUUAAUGAAUACUAAAUUUAAUAAGCUCUCAUUAAUUCACUCAGUAGUUUUCUUGGAGAAAACCCCUCUAUUACACACAGAAAUCCUUCUUUUUCUUUUUUCUUUUUUUUUUAUUCUUUUGGAGCCACAUCCCCAGUCCUUUUUAUUUUAUAUUUUGACACAAGGUCUUGCUGAGACUGGCUUUGAACUUACAAUCCUCCUGCCUCAGACUCCCAAGCUGCUGGGAUUAUAGGCAUGCACCACCAUGCCCACCAGAAAUCUUUACCUUUAAGAUAGUAAAAGUUGGGUAUAAUAAACUGGGCCCAUCUUAGCCAACCAAAUUUGUAUCAACUGUAAAGUUUGGUAUUUGCUUAGGACCUUCUCUCUCCAAACUAGAUUCAUGUCUGGACUCUUGUGCAAGUGCCUGUUCAUUUAAAAUACCAAAUUACACUCCUGUAAACCUAAUGUCUACCUUUGCCCAAAGUUACCUAUUAGAGAUCACUAUCAAGAGUUUUCAGUUCCUGUUAUUACAUAAUUUUUCAUGUUUAAAACAAAACUACUUCUUAGUUUUUUUAUUUAGGUAAACUAUUGCAACUCACUUAUAAAAAGAUAACAUUGAGAGGUAACUUUCAACCUAUCAGCAUUAUAGAACACAAAGAGGUAAAAUAUUUAAAGUCUUCCAAUUCUUUCCUAAAAGCAUCUUUUUCUUAAUACAGAGCUCACAAAAAUACAUUUCUAUUAGAUGUAUUUUCCCAGGAAUACUUAUACAGUGUAAAAAUGAAUCUGCUCUGGAAUGGGGGUCAAUUUCAGAUGGAUGACUAUUAAAAUGUACGCAUUUGCAGAACAGUCUUAAGAGACCAUUUCCUCCUCCUAAUAGUUGUCUUAUGGAUAAAAUAAAAACCCAAAUAAAGAAGCAUAAAGUGAGAACUCA
Messenger RNA from Marmota monax (woodchuck), 3431 nucleotides. RefSeq names its product interleukin 17 receptor B (gene Il17rb). Bases 553 to 1950 code for a protein of 465 amino acids. Gene Ontology annotation, molecular function: interleukin-17 receptor activity. Lineage: Eukaryota; Metazoa; Chordata; Mammalia; Rodentia; Sciuridae. The transcript has 11 exons. The record is from RefSeq and is a predicted model, not a curated record.